Quercus lobata is the source of this 852-nucleotide messenger RNA. RefSeq names its product neurofilament medium polypeptide-like. Bases 1 to 852 code for a protein of 283 amino acids. NCBI's taxonomy places the organism in Eukaryota, Viridiplantae, Streptophyta, Magnoliopsida, Fagales, Fagaceae. The record is from RefSeq and is a predicted model, not a curated record. The transcript has 4 exons.
AUGGGGGAAAAAGAGGAUAGACGAUUCACGAAACCCAACCUAAAGUUAGUCAACAAAGCAAGCUUGGAUAGGGGGUUCAUCGUUCCAGAAGGUAUCCCAAUUCCCUGGGAUACAUCCCGCACUGAGCUCCUUUUUGUGGCUGCCGUCUCAACAGGAGCCUCUUCAUCCCAGCCUAUCCUCAGAGAAGAGGAAGUAGAAGAGCAGGAGGAAGAGGAAGAAGAAGAGGAAGAAGUUGUAGAACUCUCAGACUCCUCGGAAGAUUUUGGGGUUUUUGAUCAACCUAUACGCUCCGAGGAAGAUCUUGACGAAAUGGGAAUACAGAGGAAGCCCCAAAGAAGUUUAAUGGAGUUGAUCGAGAAUCAGCCUGGGGGGAAGAAUGCACCGGGGAAAUCAACGCAAUCCCAGAUUCCUUCUCUUCCCACCAAGUCUCCACCUCCUGCUCCUCGUCCACCUUCUCAUCAACCUCAACAGCCAGUUAGAGUUGAUGCGGUCGAAUUGAAAAGGCGCAGGGAACAGAAAGGGAAGGACGUGGUGGAUGUUGGCAAGUCCCGUCCGAACCGCGAGGAAGAUGCCCAAAGAGUUGCAAAGCAGCAGAAGACUAGCCAUCUUCCUCAACAAGGCCAGGAGAGUCAGCUAGAUGAUGAAAAGAAGAAACAGGCAACGGCUGUACAGACUUUGACACAAUCCGAGCAGGACUUGGUUGAUGCGAGAAAAAAGUUACUUGCUGAGGAACAAGCUCGCAAGAGUGCUGACUCGGCCUUGGAAGGCUAUCAAAGCAGGCCGAGGAAACCUAAGAAGCACUCGGCCUGGGAGCAAGUUGCUGUCCUUAAGAAGCACUUGGAGGAAACCUAA